GUAUAGUCGAGGACUCACAACUAGUGAGAAGUUGGUAAGACGACAAUGCCUUGAUAGGCGUCGAUUGGAAGAAGCAUUUUUGCUGUAUGCUGUUUUGAAGACUCACUUUACUUAUAAUUUGGAAGUGGAUCAUAUUGAUUAUGAUAGAAAUUUGUUGGUAGAAAAGGUGGUUGACACAUUUCUGGAAAAAUUUUUGGAAAAAUGGAGUGGUAAGUUUGAAAAGAUUGACCUAUUCACCAGUUGUAAUUUGAACAAACAUAGCACAUACUGUAGGCUGUUACUAGCCUGUGAACAGGCCCUCCUGGGUUAUGGGCGCCGCAAAGAAAGGAGGGCCUGCACAGAACUAUAGGUUUUCUUGGUAGUGGCGUUCGUAUAGAAAUGCAUGCUUCUGAUUGGCUUAGACUCGUUGACACGUUACUAAAAAUAGCAAAUGUAAACAACAGCAUUUUGAACUUUAUAGUUUAUUCACAAAUGGAAACUAAAAGCAAUACCAAUAGCAAAGCAUCACAGCAAAAACCUGUAUCGUAAAUGACUUUAUGAUAUAUUGCUUGACAUCAAACCUAUAGGACCUAUUCGGAUUGACAUCAAACUGUGUAGUACAUUUUGGGGUCGUCGUAUUGCAGACGUUAUAUUGACAUACUGACUAGAGAUAUCAGAGAUAGCUUAACGAAGGCAUACAAAAAAUACCCAGAUAUGUACGAAUAAUUAUAUUGUUGAUGUUCCGAAUGUCAUAAGUCGUAUAACGUUGUACUUUAUAAUUUUGUAAAUUAUUUAAUAAUUUUACUGCAUAUUAUUAACUUCCUGAAAAAUGCUGGUUUUGUUUAAUAAGAACGAUAUUGCAUUAACUUUAUCAUUUGACUACUGUACGACGAUACGAAGAAAUUAAUUAAAUACAUGUUCAUUAAGACGUUUCCAAAUGCCGAUCUAUCUGACCGCAUUUUAAUAACUUCAAAUAUUCAAAACUUUGUUCCUUCAGUCACAAGUAGUGCAAGUAUUAUUACAUUCAAUGCAGUAUUUCAAUGGUUGUAUUUUAUUUGGCUUACAGUAAUAUUUGUAUGGAUAUUGAUUAUUCUAAAUGUAUUAUCCGGAAAUCCAACAUGAAUCAAUUCGAUUUCUCCGGAGCUAUGCCCACCCUUAACGUGCGAACGGUAAAAGGCUUGUUUAUAAAUUUGGUGAUAUUUCUUCAGAAUUGUUGUGUGGAUCAGUGGUAGUUUUUUUCUUCGAAAUUUUGAAAUAAAUAGACGUGCAUAAAUACAUAAAUUAAAACAGCAGGUUAAAAUUGAACCAAGGGUUAGCGGUAAUUCGGGUUUGAACAACUGGGCCCAGGUAAAGUAAAAUAAACCGAGUUCACUUACGUUUUGACGCACAACACGAGCCUGCAUUCAGUGUUGCCCAGUUCGUAAUACUUCGUUUUAAAUCAAUGUUUUCAAAAUAUAGGGCAUGAGGUUGCUGCAGUGCAUGGAUGCAUGUAUUUCUAGUAUUAUAUUCAGCUUUGUGAUUUACUGUACGUGUUUUGUUUAUACUAUAUAGGUUUUGACUAAUCCAUAUGAUUGCUUUAUUGUUAUCGUGUGAUCAUUUUUGGAAUAAGUAAUCGAAAAGCACAUGUGAUUUCCUUAUCCAUGCUACUAAUUUCCAGACAAGGGGCCUUUUUUCAAAAUAUCUUAAAUUAUAAUUAAUUAUUUUCAGACAGUGGUAUCAUAUUUUCCUAAUUUCUUACACUGGCACCCCUUCAUCCUUAAAUUAUUAAGUGCUUCUGAGUUAUUUUUCAUCUACAUGUUGAUUUGCAUGCAAUGGUUUGAGUAAAACGAAACAUUUUGUUAGUAAGAGUUUAAUGAUGUAAUCAUCACUGAUGGGAUUCCUGUUUACAUAGUGACAAUUCUGUAAGUUUGCAAUCGUUGUACGUAUUUUAACUUGAUGAAUUAGCAUUUUUUUAACAUUACCUACAGGUACAUACUGUAGCUGAUAAAUUAACUGUGACCGCCCCGAAUCAUCAUUACCUGCAGGCUACAAUAAAAGUGUUUCUUAUCUACACGGUGAUACACUUUCAAACCUCAUGGCUCAUAUUUGAAUAUAGUAGCACAGGAGAUAAUAUAGUUUGUUUUCUUAAUUAUUUUGUAGGACACAGAUGCAGUGUUAAAGGUUGUGGGAAUGUCAUUGUUUUAGACGGAAAUAUGAAAAAUGCACGGACAGUUUGUAGUUGCAACAGUGUUGGAGAAAUAGUAUUUGAGGGUAUUGGCAAUGUCGUUAUAGGUACGUAAGUGUGAAUGGGAAAUGUGCAUAAAAAUACUGAUAAGGAAUUUAGUUGAAGAUAAAAAAGUUGUGUAUAGGACUGCUAUCAUUGUUUUUUAACUCUGUAAACUUUCUUAAGUGAACAUUCGUCUGAAGGGGACAGAUAUCUUUGGUCCCAAUGCCCCCAUGUAAGUAAAAUCAAAUUAGGCAGCAUAAUAAUUAAGAAUUUGUUAAGUUCGCCUCUUAUAGUUUUGAGUAGAACUAUAUAACAGUUGUGAACCAUGUUUUUAAUGACGUAUUGAAAAAUAUACACCGAUCAAGUACGUUGUUUCUUUUACAGUAAAUGCUAGACAUUUUUCAAAAUUUUCGUCAAAGCAUAAUAACUUAUUUAAGUGAAUAUUUACUGUUGGAUGAUUUUUGAGUCCAUUUAGUCCCAGUUUCUAAUAAUAUAUAAGAGAAAAACUGCUAAAUAGUUUAUAAUGCUUGAAUAUUGUUUAUGUUAUCAGGAUGUCCGAAUACUCCAGGCAAAGGUGUAAGGUAUUGUGAAAUGCAUGAAGGUCUUGCCCGAUCAUAUAUUGAUGAAGGAAAAAUUAUGGAGGGUGAAGGAGGAAACAGAGUUACAACUGAUGAGGAGUUGGUUAUCCAGCGCAUUUUGAGCAACAAAGUUACAAGACAGGGAAAUUUUUGUGAGGUAAAGGGCGAUUGGUGUUAAGGGCUGAGGCCAUAAUCUUUAGACGCAGGCUCAACUGUAUGUUAUACAUUCUAUAUUAAUUCUGGGCACUUUGAUUGUUACCCUGGUUCCAGAAUCUCUUAUAUAAACACCUGGGAGGGAAAAAAACGGCGAUGCAAGAUAAACACGGGGAAAAAACGUGUGUUCAAAUCGAUUGCGAAUCUGAGUUCCAGACUUUUGCUCCAUUUCUUUCGCAGGCGUGACCUAGUGUCCGGUCCGGUGAUCUGCUAUUUGUAUAAAAUUAAUAUACGUAAAACUGGUUUGGGAAAUAUGCGUGUGCAAAGCUAAUUAUAUGGCGUAUGUACAUUACUUAUCUGUUUGCUUUUUCAUUAAUAGAACAUAUAUGAUUACGAUAAUAUAUGCAAUAUAAUAAAACUUAUUAUAAGGAAUUAACAUGAGAAAAGUUAACUGAAAUUUAAUGCUAAGCGACUUGAGGUUAGGGGUGCACCGGAUUUCAAAUGCGGCCGGAUUUAACGAAUUUUCCGGCAUCCGGCCGGAUUUGGAGAAAAUCCGUCCGGAUUUAAAUUUCUGUUUUCACCUUAAAAAAUGGGAUAAACCAUCAAUUUGGCAGCUUUAAAGUUUAAAAAACACUUAUAUUAUUAUAAAAUAUUAAGUUAUUAACAAAAAAUAUUUAAAUAAGGUUUAAACACAAUCAAAAAUCUAAACUGACACUAACUAAAAAUAGUAAAAAACAUAAACCGCCAUUUUGAAUACUGAUUUAUCCACAAUUGUCCCCAUUACCGGUUUAUUUUAAAUCCGGCCGGAAUUUUUGUCCAAAUCCGGUAAAUCCGGUUCCGGCCGGAUUUGAAUAUUCCAAAUCCAGUGCACCCCUACUUGAGGUGUUGUACUUAAUUUAAGACGUCAUUUUGACAAUGUAUAAAAUCAUUAUAUUGUACUUGUUAGGUAGAAUGGUGUAAUGGGAAAGUAUCAUGGGUAAAAGAGAGUAAUCUGCCAGCAGAAGUCAGAAAUAUGGGAUGCAAAAAUAUUGUGAAGGCCAUUGAGAUGGUUCAAUUUGGGAGAAAGUUGCGUUUUCUUGUCAAAAGUGACAAAUCAACCGAGACGAAUGGAUCAGUGGGCAGGUACAGUUAAUGCUUACUUAUAUUAAUGCUAACAUGUAUAGUUCUAAUAGGGAAAGGUACGUGUAUUGAAUAUUUUCUUAGGAAUAUAUAGUAAGGAUAUAAGGACAGUAUUGUCAUUAAAAAAUAUAUAUUUAGCACGCCGAUUCGUGGAUAUUUUCAAUAAGAGCUGUAAUUUCAACAAGAUUAACAACCUGGACAUAAAAUUCAUGUUGGUUGACCCCGUUUAAAAUCGUUAUGUGAUGGACGAGAAAUUACAAACUGGGAUUGUAAAAGAACAAUUAAUUAUAUAUGUUUAUGUGGCUUUUUUAUGUGUUCCAUUUUUAAUGCAACCAUGCACAGUCAUGCACAAAAGUCUUGGAGAAAUAAUCAAAUAUUAUAGGCAUAUAAUAAUGAUAUUACUGCAUGACAGUAGUAAUGAAUGGUAUUUUAAAUUUUUGAAAGAAUUAAAAUAACAGAUCGCCGGGAUUUUUCAUGUCAUCAUCAGUACAUGGACCUCGUCUUUCAUCUCGGAGUUUCAUCUCGAUUUAUACUAACUGGGUUGAAAUUCAACUGGGCUGAAAAGUCUGCAUAUAAUCGGCCCAUUAUAAUUGCAUGGCCUAUACGCCUGUAUUCUAAAAGCUGAUACUCAAUGAGUGAAGGUUCAAUUUGACCUUUCCUUGAGUGUCAAUGCUGUUUUUGAAUAGCUGCAUAGAGGGUGAGUAGUCACAUAGUAAGGUACGACACUAACACUCCAGCUGUUGAGUGUGAAUGUGAGUGAGCUUUUAGAAUACGCGCGUAAGUUUCUGGUACCUUCAGUUCGACUUGGUCGUUAUGACAAGCAAGUGUUUGCAUGUAGCUGUGCAACAAACUAGAAACUUGUAUAAUUUUUACUAUUUAGUGCUGGGUUUGGCGUUCACGAUAAAGAAGAUGAGGUUGUCGUGGAUGGGCAAACUAAGCGGAAUUUAGUAUGUGGUACUUCUAAAGAGAAACACAAAGCUAAGAACUUAAAAACAGCUGGUGAGUGUUGUACUUUAUGUUAUAAUUAUUUUUACUGUAUGAAGAAAAAAAGGAACUGAUUUUUACAUAUUUUUUAUGCUAUGUUGUAUUUUGAAUGAAAUAAAAAAGUAUAUAUACACACUCAGAAGUGUUACAUGGUGUAUAGUAUAAACGGCUUGUUAUACAUUUUGUCAUGUUUCAUGCGUACUGGAAGUAAGGGUUAAGCCUUAAGGUCAUGUGAUUAGAAUAAAUAUUUAAAAAGAAAUGUAUUCGUAAACGAAACGAGGCUUUUUAGCUAGUAUUUAAUGCAGAAGCCAUUUCACCUAUGCCAUAUUGUAAGAACGUCUAUAAAAGUGGUCGUAAGCUUACACUGUGUUGUUACAAAAUGCAGUACUUAUUUGUUUGCGUAAUGUUUCUGCCUAUAGGUUGUCUAACAUUUCAGUGGCCAUGUGGUAUUGUGGUUAACAUCGCCGAAAUGUUUAACUGCGAAUCAAAAAGUCAGGUUUACGGACAUUUAAAUAAAAUUAUGGCGAAAGAGAAUAUGUCUGGAGUGGGUAAGUGGAGUUCAUGAUGACUGUUAUGUCUGAUUGGUCUGAAUAAAAAAAGUAAAAAAAAAUUGUUCGUGCAUGUAUCAACUUGCAGACAGUCAGACUGUAUACUUCCAUCGCUUAGAAACUAUAUGCUAUGACGAUGCCUGCCAUCUUCUACGAUAUGCGCAAAACCCGAGGAGGAGAACCCUGACGAAUACAAGUGAACGAAUCUCAAACAUGGAAAUUGUUGUGGAUAAAUUUCACUUUAAAAACCAUGUGGAUAGUUGGUGUAAAACGCACUGUAACCCAUACAAGUGCAGGCAACUUGACCAGGUGAGUAAAUUCUGCCAUGUGAUUGUUUACAAGAUCUAAGCGUAUUGUAUAGCAGUAAAAAUGAAGCAUUUUUUGAGAAAUUAUAAAAGUACUGUAGCGUUUUCAGUUGCAGCUAUAUAUCGUUAUCUGAAAACUCCAUACUAGAGGGGAAUGCUGUAUAUAGCAUGCGUACAGUAUUCAGUGCUUACAGUAUUGCGAACUUAUAAUUUUUGGGGCAAGGGGUAUUGGGUAUUUGGAACUUAAUUUUAAAUUUUUGACUCUAAUAACAUUUUGCGAACUUGAAGAAUGAAAAAAACAAGAUGGAAAUGAAUUAGCCUUUCUCACGAUGACGAAUAUCCGCUAUUUUUGGGCGGCAUCUAGUUCUCGUUAACUUUGUGCAGGCUAUUAAAACAAUGUAUAAAAAACAAUUUUUAAAAAAUAAACUAACCAGUUACAAAGCAAGUUUACCAUUAUUGGUCCAAAAAAUUAUAAAAAGUCGCUGUUAUAUGGACGUAUCAUAUACUAUCUUGCAGACUUCGGCCGAAAAGCCACCCAAAAAUGACGGCGUUAGAAAGGCUAAUUAUUUCCAUGUGUGAAAAAGUAAGAUUAUGUAUAAUUAAAAAAUUAAUAAAUAAUUAACGAGGAAAAUACAAAAGAAAUGAAUGUUUAAUUUUAAUUAAUGUUUGUAAAUGGGAUAAAGAUUUGUCCUGAUUUACAUAAACUUCAGGUUUGAUUUUCUUGGCUUAGGCAAUGUUUAUUUGAAAAUUACUUCGCCAAUGAACUCAUAAGAUGGGUCAUUUUUUAAGUACGAUAAAACAUUGACAUCUGAUCUGUAUCUGAUAUACAAACUCUCGCUUUCGGCUGGAGUUUGUAUAUGAAAUAAAGAUCAGCUGCUCAUGCAUGCACAUGUAUGUUUAAAACAAUCCUCAAUGCUGUACUAUAUUAAGAGGAGAUUUUUUUGUAUGUUACGUAACACACCCUUAAAACUAAUGCGUAUAUAAUAUACCAUUUGAGGUAACACACCCUUAAAACUAAUGCGUAUAAUAUAGCAUUUGAGGUUAUGACUAAAUUCCAAAUUUUUAUUUUUCGAUACGUUUCUCAAUCGGCAAACAAACUUAAAAAGUAUGUUUAGUGUUUUAUCUGUAAAAGAAUGUUAAAAUGAAGAUAUUUUAGAUGAUACGCCAAAGAGAAAAUGAUGUCUGAAGUUCCGCAAGUUUUGCUAAUAUGGCUAUAAAUAUGGCGUCAAUUUUAAAGCAACAUUGACAAUUGUAUUUUAAUUCACAAUUUUUAACUAUUAUUUUAUGUUUCUCAACCAGAAGAUGCAUUUAAAAAGAUAGCUAACUCUAUAAACUAGAGAAUAAAGCUUAAACAAAGUAAUUUUGAGAGGAACGCCAAAAAGAUUUUAGGUUUUGCACACUUUUCAUUGCAAAUACGUGACAUUGAAAAAAAUUGCCUCUUAAUACUCUUGAAGGGCUUGUGCAAGACAAAAUGAAAAGUAAUGUGAUGAAUGCCGAUGAGUGAUUGACUAUAUUAGUUUUUUGUGUAUGUUAAGUAAGACCACCGUAUUUUAAUUUUGUUUAGGUGAACACGGAAGUAUGCGAGCAGACAUUCCACUGGUUUUCUUUGUUUAGCAGGAUGACCAAACAUAUGAAUAGGUGGCGAUUUUUAUUCUUUGUUGUAUAUAUAAUGGACAGUCAUAAUAACAUAACAGAAGGAAAUUGA
This is a messenger RNA of Paramuricea clavata, 7577 nucleotides long. The record is from the annotation of a GenBank genome assembly. Lineage: Eukaryota; Metazoa; Cnidaria; Anthozoa; Malacalcyonacea; Plexauridae.